This is a messenger RNA of Colletotrichum godetiae, 1513 nucleotides long. RefSeq lists its product as uncharacterized. The record is from RefSeq and is a predicted model, not a curated record. The transcript is spliced from 2 exons. Bases 100 to 1221 code for a protein of 373 amino acids. Lineage: Eukaryota; Fungi; Ascomycota; Sordariomycetes; Glomerellales; Glomerellaceae.
CUUGGUCUCCGUUUGAGAAUUCAUGUUCCAGUCAAAGAGUUGGAUUUCCAUGUUUCUUUCGCCUUUCUGUAAGACUUCUUCUGUGUUUCUCCACCCAUAAUGGACCAGUAUGAGAUGGAAACAUUCCCGUUGGAGUCGAUCACAAGACUGCAGCUACGGCAACUAGGUGAAGCUCUAUGGGAUUGGAAAAUAUGCAUCAACAAAGGAGACAGAGCAUCUAGGGCUGAGAUGGCAAAAUUUGAACCCUACUUCCAGUACUACAGAGAGUCAACGGCGUCCUACGUCUCUGAUGCUUUCCCACCGGACGAGGUUCAAGCCUUGCGAUCGCAUGGCGAUCUACAUGACAUUAUCGCGUUGAUCAAAUCCAAACCAGAGGCUCAGAGAACCGAAUUGAUCGAAGAAUAUUUUUCGAAGAGGCAAAUAGACAAGAGCACCGUGCCGGAAGACGAGAAGCAGGCCUUCAACCUUGCCAUCAAGGCCAUUCUGAUGGUCAGCUGCUCGUGCGAGGGUCAGGCUUGUGGCAGUAAUUCCAGCAUCUGGGAAAACGAGCAAUCUGCGCGAGAUCUGGUAUCGACUAUGUUCCCAGUGAGGGACCAUCCUGACCUCAAUGAGCCAGACGAUUCACUGCCCGAUAUCAAGUCAGCUUUGAAAGCAACAAGGCUCAAGAAAGUCGCUGGACUGUCGUUCCGAGGCACAGAUGACCUUCGAAACCACCUUCGGAUGGAUCUCAAGACUGGGGUCGUCGAGCUCUAUCACCAUACUGCCUUUUUAAAGGAGUGUCUCAAAGCCUCAAAAGAUACCAAUGUGGAGCCUCUCCUACCGCGGCAGCUAGCGCUAGAGACUCUAGACUCCCUUCAGAAUAUUCUUUUCCCUCUAGACAAGGAAUCGCGGGCUUUCCUGCGAUCCUUGGUUUCGAAAGCUUCCUUCGACCCCGACUGUCUCAGUCUCGGGUACCGGCCAUACCUCCGUGACUCCGAGAGAGAUAUUAGAUACCAUUACUGGGGUUCACGGUUAAUGGACCUGUACGACGAACUUGAGAACCCAAGACCUCGAAGACCUAUCUAUGUCUGGUUGGAACGGCGGAGUAAGGCUAGGCACGUGAUGCUAGCGACACUUUUUGGAGCGAUCAUUGCGAUUAUUCUUGGGAUACUGGGACUAGCUGUUGGUAUUUUCCAGGCUUGGGUAGCAUACGAAGCUUGGAAAUAUCCUGCGCAGGUAUAGACUGCUGUACUUGGCUUUGCGAAAAUUUUCAAGGUUCAACUUGCUGGCAAGCAGCAGCUGUAACUGCUCCUCGAGGCAAGAUCUGAUUUUAUUCAGGGCGAAAUUCAGAGCCACUGAGUUUAGAGAAUGAUGGACGUCCUUGCAAUGGCCCUCUAUCGAAUGUUUGAGGAGAUCGUCUGCUUCUUAAGUUGAUGGUGGGGAAAGCUCUAGCUUAGGUGGGGUGACCACGUUCCCCGCGCUCCCUCGGGUAACCGGCUGGCUUAUCAGUGCAGGCCUCAUCUUCAAUACGAGC